Coregonus clupeaformis (lake whitefish) is the source of this 1318-nucleotide messenger RNA. RefSeq names its product selenoprotein L (gene selenol). The record is from RefSeq and is a predicted model, not a curated record. The transcript is spliced from 9 exons. NCBI's taxonomy places the organism in Eukaryota, Metazoa, Chordata, Actinopteri, Salmoniformes, Salmonidae.
GAUGUUUCUGAUAAGCCGAAGAGGAUAUGGUUUGCAUGCUUGCUACACAGUUGCAGCUAACACUACUGUUUCUGCUCUGCUGGAGGAGGCUGACAGUUCCCAGAGAUGGCUGAAGAUAUCAGUGAGGCAGAGGAUACUCUUAUUUAUUGUUUAACAGGCUUGAAUACUAUGGGAAGAAUUCUACUCGAAAAUGGCAAGAAAGAAGCAGCAGGUUCCAUUGAAGAUUUUGUCCCAAAUAAAAUUACAACAUUAUUUGGAUUAAUGACUUGUGGUGCCAACUUCUAUAACAGUAUUGGUGUGAAGAAGAGGAGUGAGGCUGAAGACCUGUGGAAGAAAUCUUUUCACCAUGCCAAGGUGCAAGAGCAAGUUGAGGAACUCCUGCAGUUGGAGGAGGAAUGGGAUGCCUUUCUGGACUGCAUAGACACUGAGCUGAAGACAACUGACAAGCAGCUCACAGGAGGCCCAACCUCACAGAACCUGAGUGCUGAUACGCCCCUCACAGAUGCUAGGAGUGGAGAGAAUGUGACUCUGGGCCAGUACUUUGGGAAAGGGGAGAAUCUACUGCUCGUCCUUAUCCGACACUUUGGAUGACUACCGUGACGAGAGCACGUGGCUGAGCUGGAGACCCAACAGGGACUCCUAGAUUCUCAGUCGGCUCGGGUACUGGUGGUUUCCUUUGGCUGUCGGGAAGGUGCUCAGCUCUGGCUAGAACAGACGGGCUGCAAGUACGACAUGCUGCUUGACCCACAGAGGAAGAUUUACAGGGCAUUUGGCCUAGGAUCUUCCUAUUUAAAGGUGAUGAAUUUCCACUGCUUACUUCAGUAUGCAGAGUAUGUUGUGUUAGGCCAAGAGUUUCCUGACAUUCCACCACGUUUCCUGGAAGAUCUCUAUCAGAUGGGCGGUGACUUUGUCCUGGAUGAAGGCGGGAAAGUGAUCCUCUCUCAUCCCUGCAAGAAUCCAAUGGACAGGCCUGAAGUAACACAGAUGGUGGCUACCAUCUCGUCUGGUGGCCAUCCUACUAGCUUAUAAUGUAGUAGUGACUCGCUCCAUCUGAGUGGACAUGGCACUGACCUCUCAUUGGAAGGGCACCUCCUUGGCUUGUGUGGAUGAAGACACGGCUCAAGCUCAUGACCUCAUGAAGAGCAGUGUCUGAAGGGAACUCACAAGCCAAGGACAACUGCCCUUUCUGCUGCGGGAUUAGUGCUGCGCUAGUGCUAUUAUUUCUGACUGAAUUCUAUAAUAUUUUUCUCCCCAAUUUCCUGAUAUCCAAUUGUGAUCCAAUUACGAUCUUGUCUCAUCGCUGCAACACCCCAACGGG